GGGAAGCGUUACUGGUUUUUUCUGCUCCUCUUCUUCAUCCGCCUUAUCUCUCUACUCUCUUCAUCUUUCUUCCAUUUCUGUGCUCCUGUUCUGAUUGCUUUCUCUUCUUCCUUUGUAAACCGCGCCUUUUUCCUUUUUAAUCUUUUUCAGUAUCUGUGCGUAUCAGUUUCCCCCUUUACGGCAUCUACAUCCAUUGUUUUCUUCUUCCGUUUUUGUAUAUAAUACUCUGCUUACUUUUGGAGCUUUCAUCCCCAACUUCUUCUGCUACUUCAUUUUCAGCUUUUUAUUUGUCCAUUGAAAUAAGAUAACCCAAGGAAAAUAUGAAUCACUGCGCAAUUCUGUCAAACGCCUUCUCGAGCCACGAGGAGAUGAGAGACCCUGUUCCGGGUCCCAUUUCAGACCUGAGAGAUCAACUCGUUUGCCCUAAACCACGACGACUCAGCAAUCCAAAAGUCACCGUCAUCGGCCACGCCGAUAGCUCCCUCCGAUGGAAUCUAAGUCACCAAGUAGAGCAAAUUGACAUGGCCACCGGACCGGAUCUGCUGGACUUCCUCCUGACAAGGGGUGGUUGCAGCGUGGACCAGUCGUUUACGCAGUUGGCUUCGUCGCCCCCUUUUUUAUGUGGGUCUCCGCCGAGCAGAGUAGCCAAUCCAUUGAUUCAGGACGCCCGAUUUGGGGAUGAAAAAUUCAUCCCCUUAGCACCGAUUGCCUCACCGUCGGGUCAGUUGUCGCCGUCUACAGCCUCUAGGAAAGGAGGCCGUGUAAGGGCGAGUUUUGGGAACAAACCAACGGUGAGGAUUGAGGGUUUCGAUUGCCGCGACAGGGAUAGGCAAAAUUGCAGCAUCCCUGCCUUCGCGUAGAAACCCAUCUCAUUAUCAAAUCCAUAGAAUACAUGACAGAGAAAAAAAGGAUACGAUUUGCCUUUCCUUUUUGUAAAUACGUCGUAAGUGUUCUUUGUAAAUGUAAAUAAAAACAUGCCAUGUAUACCAAAGCUGUGUCUGUUAAGGCUUUUUUUCUUUUCUUUUCUUUUUCUUUUUCUUUUUGUUAAGUCGAGAGCAAACUAUGCGUGGAUGCCAACCUCAUGUACUAUAUUUUUGUAAUUAGAAGUGUCAAGGUCGAGGAACUUCCAUUGUAGUUCAUUUUUGUGAUCAUUCGAAGAUUGAAGUGAGAGAGAGAGAGAGAGGCAAUCUGUACAUAUUGCAGAACUUGAAAUGGAGUGUGUAGAAAUCAUGAAGAUGUGAAUAUUGUAGAGCUUAUUUUCUGAUUGUGAAUUGUGAAUUUGCUUAGGCAUAACGCUA
Molecule: messenger RNA, 1298 nt
Organism: Cucurbita maxima (winter squash)
Lineage: Eukaryota; Viridiplantae; Streptophyta; Magnoliopsida; Cucurbitales; Cucurbitaceae
Exons: 4
Coding region: 321-860 (179 amino acids)
Source: RefSeq, a predicted model, not a curated record